Drosophila miranda is the source of this 1191-nucleotide messenger RNA. Its product is annotated as endoplasmic reticulum resident protein 44-like. Lineage: Eukaryota; Metazoa; Arthropoda; Insecta; Diptera; Drosophilidae. Bases 1 to 1191 code for a protein of 396 amino acids. The transcript has a single exon. The record is from RefSeq and is a predicted model, not a curated record.
AUGCUCGUGCAGCUCCUAUGGGCAACAGUCGAGGUGGAGGACCAGCCUGGUGGCCUCUCGAAUGUGACCCAGAUCACCGCGGCGAACAUCAACAGCACAAUGUUCUCGAGCGAAGUGGUGUUCCUCAACUUCUACGCGGAUUGGUGCCACUUCAGCAGGCGCUUGGUGCCCAUAUUCGAGCACGCUGCCACACAGCUUAAGCUGGAGUUUCCAGAGCCUGGCAAAGUGCAGCUGGGACGGGUGGAUUGUGUUAAGGAGCCGGCGCUGGCUGAUCUCUAUGAUAUACAGAAGUUCCCGACACUGCGUCUGUUCUACAGGGGCCAGCCGGUACGCCGGGAGUAUCGGGGAUUGAGGACCACCGAGGCCCUUGUGAAAUUUGUAAAGUCUCAGCUUCGCUCACAGAUUUUCGAGUUCAAAGAUCCGGAUGAUCUAGUCAGGAUAGAUCCCAAAAGGCGGGCCGUCAUCGCCUACAUUUCGGACACUGACAGUCUAGACUAUGGAAUCUACCAAAUGAUGGCGGAUCGCUUUAAAAACGACUGUGACUUCUAUUUGCGCAUCGGGGACUAUUUGGAGCACGAAAAAUUCCCCCGAAAACUUCCUGCUCUGGUGUUCCGUCCGGACAUCGCCCGAACUCACGGACAGGAUGAACUCUAUGGAGGCAGUCUCUCAGACCCCUGGCAAGUAGAGCCCUGGAUAUUGGACAAGUGCGUGCCUCUAGUGCGGGAGGUGAACUUCGCGAACGUGGAGGAGUUGAUCGAGGAGAGGCUGCCGCUUCUGCUGCUCUUCCAUUUGCCCGAGGACGUGCCGUCCAUUAAGGACUUCAAGUCGAUUGUGGAAAUGCAGCUCGCCGAUCUACGGAGCCAGUUCAACUUUGUCACUGUCGAUGGCUGGAAGUUCGAGCACUCCGUGAAGCACAUGGGCCUGUCUGCCAAGGACCUGCCCAUUAUAGCCAUCGACUCCCUCAAAUUUAUGUAUCCAUUCCCCAAAUUUUCAGACAUGUACAUACCGGGCAAACUCAAGCAGUUCAUGCAGGAUUUCAGCAGUAACCAAACCGCUCUGAACGUUAAGGUAAUUGAACAGGAUACCAAAGAUGCCAAGGAUGCCAAGGAUGCUCCUUCAUUGCCUGUGUCCACCUUCAAGGAGCUGGGUCCCUCCAAGCAUCGUUACUCGUUGCUCCACGACGAGCUAUAA